Schizosaccharomyces osmophilus is the source of this 3081-nucleotide messenger RNA. RefSeq names its product WD repeat protein, WDR7-like protein (gene wdr7). The transcript has 3 exons. Lineage: Eukaryota; Fungi; Ascomycota; Schizosaccharomycetes; Schizosaccharomycetales; Schizosaccharomycetaceae. Gene Ontology annotation, molecular function: protein binding. The record is from RefSeq and is a predicted model, not a curated record. Bases 1 to 3081 code for a protein of 1026 amino acids.
AUGGACCGGGUGGUGUUAGCAAAGAAUUGCCCUACAACUAGACUUGAAACGAAAACCGAUGUUUCUUUUGUAUGUCAAUAUGAAAAUAUAUUGGUGGUAGGAGAAUCUUCUGGUCAAAUUUUAGUGUUCACAGUGCGAGAGAAUGGAGACCUUGAAUAUACUCAACACCUUUUAUAUCACAAACAUCCAAUUAACUCGGUGCUUUGUUUUCCUUUUGAAGUUGACGGAAUUGUUGACCUAGCAGUCCUUAGCUUGGAUGAAUCUGGACUUCUAUGUCAAUGGCUUUUAAAAUCCUGUAAUUGUCGUGCAAAGCUUCAACUUCAUGAUGGCCUAUGUCUGCAGCUGUAUCUGUUGAAUCCAAACUACGUUUGUGUUUGUGGUACCUAUUUAUCUAUUUACAUUAUACAAUUAGCGAAUUUUAGUAUUGCUGGUAAUUGGAUCAAUCACGAUAACUGGCCUAUAUUGUUCUCCUGCAAUGAAAGAUCCAAUUGCAUCCCUGUUGGUUAUGUCGACGGGUCGGUCUCUCUUUGGUCUCAAAAGUCGACUUCUUUGGAAUUUGAGAAAAAAGUGACUUGUAAACCAAUUGCUACUGAGAAACUUGGAAGCCUGAUAUCCGUCCAUUCUGCUAAAUAUUUAUCCAAAAAUCUCCACAUUUUUGUCUAUGAGUCAGGGAUAUCUAUAGUCCGUGAUUUACAAAAAUGCGAGUGUUACUACUACAAAGAGCAGGUCACUUCGGUUUUACUUUUAAAGACUGGUGCAAUUUGUCUUUUCACUCUUUCCGAAAUGCUCCUGCUAAAAUUGUCCUCAACUUCCGUUCCUGAAUUAAAUGUAGUUAAUUCUUUCUCCGGUAGGUAUCCAUGGAAGUCUAUUUUUCUUUACAACGAGGAGCCAGUAAUACUAAAAAAAUGCUCUUCUAAAAUCACUCUUGAAUGGAUAAUGAAUAAUAAUCAGCGACAAAUCCUUUUAAGUCCUCAUCUGGAUCAGAAAGUUAUUACAUCUGCAUAUUGCUAUAAUCUAAACUUGUUUUUAGGAGGAACAACUGGUCUGGCUAUGUACUCUCUUUUUGACUGGUAUAUACACAAUGAUCCAUUUCCUGUCGAAUCCUUUCCAAGCGUAAAAGGAUUGGUAACCUGUAUGAAAAUUUUUGAAAAUGAUCCUUCUGAAAUUGUGUUAGUGGUGACCACUAAAGAUGGAAAUGGUUAUUUCUAUAAAUUAUUACAUCAAGAACGUUGGCAGUUUAUUUGCCAUCGUACGUUGAAUUCCUUGUGUAUUUUAAAAGUGGUUUUUCUGAGGAAAGUUAUGUCUUCUAAACAAAGCGGGGUAUAUGUUUUCGUUGGCUUGGAUGGGUCCUUAACCGCACUAGAUGAGCUUUUUAAUGUUCUUGGAUUUCUACCUUCCGAUGGAUCACAGGCAGAGAGCAUCCAUUAUAUUUACGGUUCCGAUUCUAUUUUUGUUUCUUAUGAUAAUUUCCAAUCAUUACAAUGGGAAUUUUUGAAGCAAGAAGUGCAUGACGUGAAGAAUAAUCCUGUCAUGGAUGCAUCCUUCGUAUCGAUUAAUCUUGGUAAACAUUGCGAUCCAGUAACAGCUAAUCGUGGCACGUAUUCUACGAUAACAGAUGACCUCUUGGUUACCUUUUUAAAUACUAAAGCACUGGUUAACAGUAUUAUUUUUUCCAACGAAACCUACGUUGAAAAAUCCUGCGUUGACGAGUUUCUAGACUUUAUCCAACCUCCGUUUUUAAACGCAGAAAAUGAAGCUGAUAUGCUAUACCAGUCCGAUAUUACUAACCAAUCAUGCGUUCACCUUGGUGUCGGAAAGGCGGAUGGAAGCGCAAUAAUAAGAUACAAUUCUUCGAUGCAAUCAGUUACUUCUGAAGCACCUUUUUGCUCUGCGCUUUUGCUUCAUUUAUACUUUUCCUUGCUUUUACCUAUAUGUAAAUAUGAUGGCUUAAGUGAAAAUCAAAUCAAAGAAGGGAUUUUGUUGAACCUUGAGGGAAUCACUUCGACUGAAUACAGUCUAUCUACUCUAACAUUCGCUUGGAGUAACUCUGAUAAAAAUGUUCAAGAGAUAAUUCGAUUUGUGCUAUUGCGAAUUGCUGAACUGACACCUAGCGAUGAACUACAGAGAAUAAUACAUUAUUUUUUUGAGGUCUUCUGCUCUUUCCAAAAAAAUUACUACCUGGAUUCCGAAAUCACGCAUUCUUUAUACGUACUAUCCAUUCUGGCCGAAUUAUAUCCUUCUGCAUUUGACGAUCAUGAAGUAAAAACAUUGUCUUCAUAUCUAUUACAAAAAGCCUCUGAUUAUGAAAACGAUCAUGUCGCUCUUCGAUUACUAAGUAAUGGCUUUUCGGUAUUUUCUAAGCACAUUGAUCCCGCAAAGCUAAUUUACUACAUGUCAUUGUCGGCAUCGGUCCAUGACCACGACUUGAAAGACGAAAAUAGUAUGCUUUUUAGAUCAGUCGUCGAUGUUUCUUCUAGCAAUUCCAUCCUUUUAUUAACCUGUUUAUGCAAUGAAGUUUACGACCCAAAUAAAUCUAAGCUUCGACAGGCAAUUCUGAAAAUCAUGAGAUUGGCCAUCGAAAACACGGAGCAGAAUUUUGUCUUAUUCAAUCAUCUAUUAACGGAAAAAUUAAUUCCAAUCCUGUAUGCUAAUCGUUCUUCGAAAGAAGCUAUUGAAGUAACGAAAGCUAUAUCAGAAAGGUUUCCUUUCGUAUGUUUUGACGAAAGAAUUGAUAAAUAUUCAUACAUAGAAAACGGGUUUUUGACUGUAUACGAAAUCCCAAAAAGGAAAAAGAUCGUUAGUUCGGAAUCGGUUGAUGGCGAUUUUCAAACAUUAUCGGCAAACCCAGCUGGUGAAUGUUAUAUUGGGGUCAGCGCCAUGAAAAAAGAGUGUAUAGUGUGGAGAAUGAUGUAUGAAAAUGGAACAUUUUUGAACUCAUACGACACAAACCUGAGCGUUGUUAAACGUGUCCUUUUGCAGACAAAUUCUGAUUUUGAAAACGACCGUCCUAAAGUCCUUUGGAUUGGCCAGGCAUCUGCUGAAAUCCAUGUCGGAAGCACAAUUGCCAUUAUUGAUAUAUAG